Messenger RNA from Octopus sinensis (East Asian common octopus), 4682 nucleotides. Its product is annotated as leucine-rich repeat-containing protein 7-like. The record is from RefSeq and is a predicted model, not a curated record. The transcript is spliced from 22 exons. Gene Ontology annotation, molecular function: protein binding. NCBI's taxonomy places the organism in Eukaryota, Metazoa, Mollusca, Cephalopoda, Octopoda, Octopodidae. Bases 418 to 4371 code for a protein of 1317 amino acids. Gene Ontology annotation, cellular component: postsynaptic membrane; adherens junction; postsynaptic density. Gene Ontology annotation, biological process: neurotransmitter receptor transport postsynaptic membrane to endosome; neurotransmitter receptor transport, endosome to postsynaptic membrane.
UGAGUCGCCUAAGUAAUUCCGGAGCAAGUACGUUGCCUUGGUAGUCACAUGACAGGCAAGUAUGGCGCACCAACCGCUUCGUUUGUCACCACUACACUCUACAUGAAGCGGCGUGUCGUCCGACUUGUUCUUACACACACACGUAUCUAGACGUAAAUAUGAAUAUACAGGUUCUUUUCCCUCUCGUCUGCUUACCUUAUGGAUUUAUCUCUCAUACUGGAUCAGAGGAAUAUAAACAUUGACACAAUCAGCCAACCAGUAAAUCGAUCAAUCACAACAUAAAUAAUGUAUAAACAAGGAAAUUUCUAGGGGAGAAAAUCAUUGAAUUUUACCUGUGAAACGCACACCAAAAUUUUUCAAAGAAAAAUAAAAAAUAAAAAUCUCUGACACAGCCAGAAAUAUGUCUGAAGAAGUGUCAUGGCUGGAUUUGUUAAAAAGUGCCCCUGCCUCCGACCUCCGACUGAGGAGAUCUAUGUAUUGGAUUACAGACACAGCAACUUAUCAGACUUGCCCAAUGAAGUGUUCAACCUCGAACGCACUCUACAAGAACUCUACGCCGACAACAACCAGAUCCGGGAGUUAACACGCGAAUUAUUUUAUUGCCAUGGUCUUCAGAAACUGUGUCUUUCUGACAAUGAGAUCACCACCAUUCCUCCAGCUAUUGGCAGUUUGAUUAACUUGGAUGUUUUGGACAUCAGCAAAAAUGGUAUCAUCGAUCUUCCUGAUAACAUCAAGGCCUGCAAACACCUCAGGUCGCUUGAAGCAAGUGUCAACCCUCUCGGCAAGUUACCUGAUGGCAUUACACAACUGCUCAACCUGCGAGAACUUUACUUGAAUGACACCUUUUUGGAUUUCCUCCCAGGAAACUUUGGCAGGCUUACCAAACUGAAAGUUCUGGAACUUAGAGAAAACCAUUUGAAAACCCUACCAAAGUCCUUCUCUCGUCUUGUUGAGUUAGAACGGUUAGACAUUGGCAAUAAUUCGUUAACAGAACUUUCUGAUGUCAUUGGUGGAUUGGUCAGUCUGCUGGAAUUAUGGUGUGACCAGAAUAAAAUAUUUACCAUCUCCUCGCUCAUUGGUAAUUUGAAGCAGUUAAUGUUCUUCGAUGCCUCAAAAAACCAACUGGACACAUUGCCAAAUGAAAUUGAAGGAUGUACUUCUCUGGCCGACCUUUAUUUGACCAGUAACAACAUCAAGUUCCUGCCAGAUUCCAUUGGACAAUUGAUCAACCUGACCACCAUGAAGAUCGACGACAAUAUGUUGACCUCUCUGCCUGCUUCGGUCGGCAACCUGUCUUCGUUGUCCGAAAUAAAUGUCAGCAUCAACGACCUUGAGGACAUUCCAUCAACCAUCGGUCUACUAAGGAACCUCCGAACUAUGUAUGCUGAUGAGAACUUUCUCAAGAAAAUACCCCCAGAGAUUGGUAGCUGUAACGGUAUAACGGUGCUGUCUUUGAGAAGUAAUAAGUUGAGGUACAUUCCUGACGAGAUUGGUCGCAUUCCUCAUUUACGGGUUCUGAAUCUCAGUGAUAAUCAGCUGAAACAUCUUCCCUUCAGCAUUGUUAAACUAAAGGAAUUACAAGCUCUGUGGCUCACAGAGAACCAGACAAGGCCACUGGUUCAGUUACAGUCAGACAAGGACCCCAAAACAGGUCGUAAGAUCUUGACAUGUUAUCUGUUUCCACAGAGAUCAGAGAAGAACCAAGAUUCUUCUAAUGAUGCAGCAAGCUUCCAUGCUUCACUCUGGGAAGAGGAACGAUUGCGACGGCAACAGAUUCACUUUGCUGUUGGAGAUGACAAAGAUGAGGAUGGCAAACUCAGUCGCUGUCCAACACCUUAUCCUAAAGAAAUGAAGGAGAAGAAAAGACAUGUCCAGAAUAUGAUGACUCACCAACAAAUGGCUGCCAAUGGACAUGAAAACAGAGGCUUUGAACAAGAGGAUAAAAAGCUAAACAGAAACAAUCAUUUGAGAAGUGAUCAAAAGUCUUUGAAACCUUUGGAUGAAAAAAAGGCAGGUUCUGUGUCUGAACUACGUUCUGGUUCUGUUGAGAACGUUUCUGCUGACUCCUCUCGACCAUCACGAUGCCACUCUCAUUAUCAUUCAGACUCCAACUAUAACCAAAACGAUGCAGGAGUGAAAGCAACUCAUUCUUAUUCCAGCAUUCACAUCGCAUCUGACCAAAGUUUGGAACAGAUUUAUUCUCAUCGCUCAAAAGAACUCGGAUCACCUGCACGCUCUCAUUACAAAGAUCCCUCUUUGAAAGACCAAAAUAGCCCUUCUGCUAUUGUCCCUUGUCAAAGCAGUCCCAGUCGUGUAAAGGGCUCACAUAACCCCUUAUAUCCACAUCAGCGUUAUUUGGCAUAUUCACCACAGGGGAGCAAGCCAUGUCAUAAAUCUCGAGGUUAUGAUUCGGACACUGGUUACCGUAGCGAUCAGGAACAUCUUCGUUAUAAAUACCUUCAAAGUUUGACCAUCUCUCCUCAACAUUCUAACAAAACAGACAGAAGUUCCGACAUAUUGACACCAUUGAGUCCUUAUAAACAUUGGCCUAAACCAUCCAGAAGAGAUGGUUAUGGUAGUGAUGUUGAGAGUUACAGAGGUAUGAGUCAAACGUCUGUAGGUUAUUCCCCACUCAAAGACCAACAUUCCUCGCAGAGUGUGCCGUUUGGACUUCAUUCCAAGCCUUCAUCAGGAGAAUCACAUUAUCAGGCUGUAGGAGAACGUCCUCUUUUAGGAGAUGAAUUUUACAAUUACAAAAAAGAACCAUCAAGGAUUGGUUUAAAACACAGGAACUAUUCCCCUUUAACUGUUUCAGCUAGUUUUAAUGAAAAAAUGCUUGACCAGAGCACACCGAAUUUUUCUAAUCCACCACACAGUUUCUCUCAGCUUUUGGACCAACAGCAAAUAGAGGAUGCCAAGUUAAAGAGUUCCAAACAGUCACUCUCUAAACAGGAAGAAGUAAGGUGGAAAUCUUCCAAGCAAUCUCUUUCUCAACAGGAGGAAAAUAAGUGGAAAACUUCCAAACAUUCUCUUUCACAACAGGAGGAAAUCUAUGCAGUUUUAGAAAAUAAGACAUUGUCAAUCGCACACAAGCAGGAAAGCAGUGUACGGAGUAACAGCAAUGUUUCAGAGAAGACCCGGCCUAGUGCUCCCCCUUCUUACCACCAGCACAGCCCCCUCUACAGUUCAACUGCUGCUCUUCAUUGGCAGCAGCAGCAGCUGCAGCAGCAACAACAACAACAACAACAGCAUUACCAGUAUCAUCAUCAUCCUCAUCAGAAACAGCCAUCACAAACCCCUCUACAGAAACUUCAGAACGAACCCUCUCCGUUGACCUCCCCGUCUCAUUCAUCUAACAAUUUCUCAUCAGAAAACCCUUAUGGUUACAUAUCUCACAGUUCACCUUCGAACAAAUCAAUGCAACAUUCCUCCCCCAUUUAUGAUUACACUAAUUACACACCUGGUUCCCCCAGCUACCGUAGCGGUUCCAACAGUCCCUCAGCCUACGGUCAAAAACAGUUCUACCGGCCGGGCAAAGCGAACAGCUGCCGAACGCCCGACAUGGCCAAGGGGAACAACUCUGAUUGUUUCCCAUCUGGACUGGACUCGCCUCGCGGUUCAACGUCUUCCCGAAGUGACGGAGGAGGGAGUGUCAGUGCGGGUAGCGGAUCAAGGAACCUGCGCUACGAACCCCACCGUCUUUCCCCGUUGUAUACCAACCCAGCUUCACACCUACAACCAUCGAUUUCACACUACGAGGACGUGGCCAUUUUCAAAAGCGUGGAACCCUCAACUAGUUCUACAGAUAGCGGUUACGGUCACGUUUAUGAGAAAGUAGAGACACACAUCCAGCGUCAAGUUCUUGUCAGUCAGACGAAUAACAAAUCUGCCUCCCAAAGGAAUUCCUACCAAGUGAACCCCAAUGAAGAUGAUGGGCUUUCUUGCACCCCGUCUAUUAGUGAAAUCUCAAGCCCAACACCCUCAAGAGAAGUGACCCCGAGUAGAUGUGUUGAGACUGUUUAUCGUCAGCACCAACAACAACAACAACAUCGCCAGCAGCAACAACAAAAAUCUGAAGAGUUUUUAGAUUCCAAAAGACAAAAUCUGAUCCAAGUGUCCAUUAACAAAAAUCCUGGAUUAGGAUUUAGUAUAGCCGGUGGGAUCGGAUCUUACGGCAACCCUUUCAAGCCAGAUGACAUUGGUAUCUUCAUCACUAAAGUCCAGCCUGAAGGUCCAGCACUGAACACCCUUUUCCCUGGAGACAAGAUUCUAAAAGUGAAUGGCGUCGACUUCAGCAACAUUGAACACACCAGAGCUGUUGACAUUUUGAGGAACAGCAAUCCUGUUAUGUUGUUGGUAGAACGAAGCUGAAAGCAGAAACACUGAAGAAGGCCACGGCCACAGUUCUGUCAUCAACACUUAAAGAAUUGUCAAUCGGGAGCCGAACGGAAUAGCUCAGUGUUGGAGCUACCAGGCUAGUCCAGAUUUAUUGAGGAGAAAGUUUAAUAUACGGAACCCUACUGGUUCAAGCAUUGGUUCUAUGUUUGAGCUCUCUUUAAGGGCCAGUGAAGAGAAGUGCAGAGUUUUGUUAGUGAAAGUUUUAACCUUUCUAAGCUCCAGUGAAAAUGUAAGAGUUUUGCUGAUCUGACUUGGAACCUUGCCACGGUUGGUUGGCUGGCUGG